UUUACAAAACACAUUUUCAGAACUUUUUAUUUUUGCUUUUUUAGUCAUUUUAUGAAAAUAAUUUCAUUUUGCAUAAUAAAUAUAUCUCUUAUUUACAGUGGUGGCUUCACUAACUCAUAAUCUAUUAACUAAUAAUAUAGCUGCACAAACACCAAAUCACUAGAUAUGUAAAAAUACGAGCAGAAGCUAAUGCUAACAGCUAAUUGCUAAGACACCUGUCGCUCAUGUUUUCCUCUCCUUCCAGAUGAAGACAGGUGGGACUGACAAACCUGAUGAUCACAACAAACGUUACACCUCUGAGGACCUCCACCAUCGGCUCAGAGUAUUUACAGAAAACAAGAGGACAGUUGAUAGUCACAAUGCUGGAAAUCACUCCUUUACAAUGGGCCUGAACCAGUUCUCAGACCUGACCUUUGAGGAGUUCAAGAAAAUCUACCUUCAGACGCCGCAGAUCUGUUCAGUCACUAAAGGGAACCACGUCUUCGGCACCGGACCUCACCCAGACUUUGUAGACUGGAGGGUGAAGGGAAACUUUGUGACGCCUGUGAAGAACCAGGGUUUCUGUGGCAGCUGUUGGACGUUCUCUACCACCGGCUGUCUGGAGUCAGUAAACGCUAUUGCAACAGGAAAGUUAAUAUCUUUGAAUGAUGAAAAGGCCAUGGUGGAUGCUGUGGCUCGACUCAACCCCAUCACCGUCUCUUUUGAUGUCACGUCUGACUUUAAGCACUACAAGGAUGGUGUUUACUCCAGCGCUCAGUGUAAGAAGACAGCUGACAGCGUGAAUCAUGCUGUUCUGGCUGUGGGUUUUGGCUCUGAGGAGAACGGCAAGGCAUACUGGAUUGUGAAGAACUCUUGGGGUCCAGCCUGGGGAAAGGACGGGUAUUUUUUGAUCGAGCGUGGAACAAAUAUGUGUGGACUGGCUACAUGCUCUUCAUAUCCCCUACCAUCAGUUUGACAGCAAGAAACGAGCAACGGAAAAUGUGUGAAAUGUAAUCAAGCUAUUAUUGUUUGAAUUCAGCAAACACUGAUGUCAGUCAAAUAUUAUUUUAUUGUGUUUUUGCAAAAACAUUCAUCGCCUUUUAUUGUUUAGUGGUUGCUCUGUCGUGCAGUUUGCUUUCUUUUUGUUUUUACUUGUGUGUUCUCAUUAAACAGUUCAUGUAAUUUUA
Messenger RNA from Austrofundulus limnaeus, 1166 nucleotides. Its product is annotated as pro-cathepsin H. Lineage: Eukaryota; Metazoa; Chordata; Actinopteri; Cyprinodontiformes; Rivulidae. The record is from RefSeq and is a predicted model, not a curated record. Gene Ontology annotation, molecular function: cysteine-type peptidase activity. Gene Ontology annotation, biological process: proteolysis.